Molecule: messenger RNA, 594 nt
Organism: Hydatigera taeniaeformis
Lineage: Eukaryota; Metazoa; Platyhelminthes; Cestoda; Cyclophyllidea; Taeniidae
Source: the annotation of a GenBank genome assembly
AUGUCAGCUGUGUGUGAGGUCACCGAACCUCUAUCUGAACGUGUCAGCGGUUUUGACCCAAAGAUGCAACAUUUGGCUGUUUGUAAAGACAUUGAGAUUUUAUCCACUCAAAACUCGCCCACAGCAUGGCAGAUUGGUGACGUCAGUGAUGUAGAGGAAAGCGAAGAAGGUGAGAAUAUACCAAUCACGCCAGAAGAUCAGCUUUUAAGGAGCUCUCAGAGUCUAGCAUCACGAAUGGAGAGAUUGCUAUGGGCACCAAUUUAUUCUCCAAGCAAUGGAUUAAGUGAUGAUAGCGAUGGCUCCGCAUGUAGUAGCAGUGAGACAUCUCCCCCAAUCAUGCGUUUGUAUACGCCGAAAGGAGGACACAGAAUGCAAACAGUCUCUCCACUGACGCAUGAACAUUUGAUGCAAUGGAAGUCAACUCAAACGGAGACCGUACCGCUUACUAUUGAAAGGGGUACUCAAACUGCAGAAGAGUUUGAGUUGCCAGUCUAUCCUGAUGUCAUUGACAAUCAGGAUGCCAAUCGUCUGAAGGAAUGGAUAGAAGAACUCUUUAGGCACAAGUUGCCGAGAGAGGAUUCACAUCAGGCGUAG